AUGGCUUCGGCAACCAAAUUUCUGCUUCUUGUUUUACUUCUUAUGCCGUUUUACUUUUACACAACAGAAGCCCAUAAAUCGAACGUCACCCACAUAGAAUUCUACAUGCAUGACAUGGUUGGCGGCCCAAACCCGACAACCGUCCAGGUUGUGGCUAGAUCCAAUUUCACAGGCCCGGAUCCAGUUACCGCCACGUACGGAUCCAUUUUUGUUAUAGAUAACCCACUUACCGUCUCAUCCAACCCGAAUUCGACAGUUCUCGAACAUGCCCAAGGGAUCUACACUAUGUCAUCUCAGCAUAAAGAGAUUAGUCUUCUGAUGUCAUUGACUUAUGUGUUCACUAGUGGAACAUACAAUGGCAGCUCCUUCAGUGUCCUCGGUCGGAAUCCAGUGAUGAGAGAAGAACGAGAAAUGCCCAUCGUCGGUGGUACCGGGAUUUUCCUUCUCACACGAGGAUAUUCCUUAGUCAGAACAUUUUUCCAUAAAUAA
Messenger RNA from Pistacia vera, 489 nucleotides. Its product is annotated as dirigent protein 23-like. Lineage: Eukaryota; Viridiplantae; Streptophyta; Magnoliopsida; Sapindales; Anacardiaceae. The record is from RefSeq and is a predicted model, not a curated record. The transcript has a single exon. The coding region runs from base 1 to 489 and encodes 162 amino acids.